UUUAUUUUUGUCUCGCUUAUCACUUAAUCCUUGUAGAUUAUCUUCCCUUUUAAUUCCUCAUGAAUGUAACAGCUGUGAUAUUGUUCUUUUCCCCAAACAUUUUCCUUUGUUGAGUGUACAGAAAUGCACAUUUGAAAACCAUGGCAUCCAAAUGCUUGGCUGAAGACUCAUUGCCCCCAGUUCUUUCUACUGAAACGUUUGCCAUUACGUAAAAGAAAUAAUAACAGGAAGGGCGUUCAGAUGCUGGGAAUCUCCAGCGCAAAUCAGUGAGAACUCAGUGAGAACCAGCAUAACUGCUAUGUACAGGCAUACAGCGACAUCUGAAAGUGAAAACCGUUAUGAAAACCUUUAAGAAGAACAUGAAGAUGACCGUUAUAAAGAUUGUUCUCUGCAUCUCCCUUCAGAUUUCAGCUGUCUCCCCCGAAGUUGAUCAACAAGUUGCAAAAGUCAUUAUUUCACCAGACAGAAAUGUAGUUAAUGUGAUCCAAGGUACCUCGUUUCAAUUCACCUGCAGUCUAACCGGGAAGAAUUGCAAAACUAUCGAAUACGAAUGGAGAAAGCCUGUGACGCAAGAUUUUGAUAAGACAACGUUCGCAAAGAAAGCAACUCUUUCCUUUCCCAGUGUAACUUAUGCAGAUGCUGACCUAUACACUUGCGCUGUUACAUGUGAUGGGGAAGAAACAUCGAAAAAUGUGAAGAUGAAGGUUUUCUCUUUUGAUGGACCAGUUCUGACGAUGCCAAGCAUUUUGAAGGAGGGUGAAACGUUCCCUGUUACAUGCAGCACAAACAAAAGCCAUCACAUUAGUAACAUGGACAUAAAUUGGUACAUUGGAGGUAAACUAGUGAAGAAUGAUACUAAAUACAUGAAGGAUAAUAUUGAAGCCAUUUCUACACUGAUGUGGACCCCAGAAAGGAUGGAUCAUGGGAAAAUUCUCACCUGUGCUGUUAAUUUAACAGACUAUGAUGUCGUUAAAGAAAAGUCCCAAACUCUGACAGUAUACUAUGCACCCAGACUUUUUGUCACAGGGCCCUCGUUUGUUUAUGAAGGACACGAGGUUCACAUGAGCUGCACUAGUGAUGGUCGCCCACUACCAACUACUGAGUGGAAAAGGCCAGGUCAGCCCUGGCCAAGUGAUCUGCGCAGACAUCCCAAUGGAAGCGUGAGCGGUGUUCUCCACCGUGCUGACCGAGGAAACUAUGAGUGUAUAAGUUUAAAUGCUGUUGCAGAAGCAAGGGAAAACGUAUCCCUGGAAGUCCACUAUGGGCCUAUGAACACGUCCAUCACGGUCCUCCCAAAUAAGCUCAUUCACCAGGGAAGGCUGAUAAAUCUCAUCUGUGUGACUGACAUCUACCCUGAGGCCAAGCAUUACACCUGGAGGAAGAUCCCAGCCGCGACUCUGCCAGAAGACGCCAACAUGGCUAACAGCAGUUUGACCAUCAAGAACUUCCAGAAGGCCCACGAGGGGAUUUACGAAUGUGAAGUGACCCACAUUAGUGGAAGAACAGAAAGGGCCUACUUCAAUGCCAUACUGCAAGAGCCCACGGAGAGCGGGACAGGCCAGCUGAUAGGAGCGGUGAUGGGGAGUGUGCUGUGCGGUGUCAUCAUAGGGGCAGCUGCUGGCUUCCUGGUGGCAGUGUGGCUCAAGGGACGAUCCACUUGAAUGAUGAAUUCAGAUCGUUUCUCCAACUUCCUCUAUUCUAUUUUCAGUGUGUAGUCAAAGCAAAGCGAACCACAGGUAAUUUCCUAUUCUGUUGCCGUAUUUAGGUCUCAUUAUGCCAAAAUGAAAAAUAUUUACUUUUUUUUCAUUCAUUGUUAUGUUAAUUGCUGUUUCAAUAUUCACAUCUUAGCCGUUGAGUGGAAACUGUAAUGUAUUAAACAUGUGUCACUACUCAGAUGCUCUUAGACAUAUUGUCAUGAUUGACAAUCAAUGAAACAGGAUGUCACGUUUUCUACUGCACUUGAAGUGACAAUGGAGUGCCUCUGUCGCAGUCCUAAGAACUGAAGUGGGUCAUCACAGCGCAGACUCAUCAUGAAAGGCAAAAUGCAUUUAUUAAAGUAGCAGAGGGAACAAAGGGAUGUAUUUAUAUUCAUGAAGAUGUGUUCAUUAUUAAAAUGCAAGUUUGACUGUGAGACCAUUGUACAUAGUCAUUGUAUUCAUUGCUGUUAGUCCCCGUUUCUCAUCUUUGUUAUCCGAGAAAUAUCAGAAGACUGGCCUCGUAGUUAUACCACUUUUAAAUGACAGUUGCAAAUACUGUUCUGGUGUACAUUUAUGGAAAUAUUAGACAAUUCUUUUUCAGUCAAAUGAAAUAUGUAUAAGUGUCAAUUCUGAAUGCUUUUGCUUAAACAAUACCCACAAGAGUCCCACAAAAUUUACCAACCGCUUGUAUUGCUUCAUAGGUCACAGGAUCGAUUCCUGGGUGGAGCGCUGAUGUUGUUGCUUGGUGCUUAACCUGACGUGCUCUAGUAAUUAUUCAGCGUGUACAAAUGCAUAAUGUGUAAAUAUGUGAGCUGUGUGACUCGCCCUGGCUUUGGGUGUCAUCUUAG
Megalops cyprinoides (Indo-Pacific tarpon) is the source of this 2545-nucleotide messenger RNA. RefSeq names its product vascular cell adhesion protein 1-like. Gene Ontology annotation, biological process: cell-cell adhesion. Gene Ontology annotation, molecular function: cell adhesion molecule binding. The record is from RefSeq and is a predicted model, not a curated record. NCBI's taxonomy places the organism in Eukaryota, Metazoa, Chordata, Actinopteri, Elopiformes, Megalopidae. Gene Ontology annotation, cellular component: cell-cell junction. The coding region runs from base 339 to 1661 and encodes 440 amino acids. The transcript has 6 exons.